Trifolium pratense (red clover) is the source of this 1455-nucleotide messenger RNA. RefSeq names its product galactose mutarotase-like. Gene Ontology annotation, biological process: beta-D-galactose catabolic process via UDP-galactose, Leloir pathway; glucose metabolic process. The coding region runs from base 195 to 1286 and encodes 363 amino acids. Gene Ontology annotation, molecular function: carbohydrate binding; aldose 1-epimerase activity. Lineage: Eukaryota; Viridiplantae; Streptophyta; Magnoliopsida; Fabales; Fabaceae. The record is from RefSeq and is a predicted model, not a curated record. The transcript has 5 exons.
GGCCAGCUAAGUAACUAGUCAGAGUAUCAUAUAAACAGUGUCAAUAAGCUCAAAAUAGAAGAUAUUUCAUACACUCUUUGUUCCCACUAUUUCUCUUGAUUACCAAUUUAUAUAAUCCAUCAACAUAUUUUAAUUUACAAUAACCCCUUUUUCUUAUUUAUUUGAUUCCAAAUACUACACAAGAGAAAAGAAAAAUGACCAAGAUCUUUGUGCUUCUUCUAUGUCUAAUUGUUGUAGCUUUUGGAUUUGUGAAUGGUUCUGUUGAUGAGAAAGAAAAGAUUGGGAUAUUUGAGUUGAAGAAAGGUAAAAUUUCUUUGAAAGUGACCAAUUGGGGUGCAUCAAUUGUUUCUCUUGUUCUUCCUGAUAAAAAUGGAAAAUUGGGUGAUGUUGUUCUUGGAUAUGAUUCAAUUAAGGAAUACACUAAUGAUUCAACAUACUUUGGAGCUACAGUUGGACGAGUUGCUAACAGAAUUGGUGGAGCUGAGUUUACUUUAAAUGGAAAGCAUUACAAAUUAGUUGCUAAUGAAGGAAAUAAUACACUUCAUGGUGGAUCAAGAGGGUUCAGUGAUGUUGUGUGGAAGGUUAAAAGGUAUCAAAGAGAAGGUCCAAGUCCCAUUGUUACCUUCACUUACCAUAGUUUUGAUGGUGAAGAAGGAUUUCCUGGUGAUCUCCUAGCAACAGUGAGCUACAUUCUAACUGGAAAAAACCAAUUGGUCAUAAUUAUGAAAGCAAAAGCUCUAAACAAGCCUACACCUGUGAAUUUGGCAAACCAUGCUUAUUGGAACCUUGGAGGCCAAAAUAGUGGCAACAUUCUAAAUGAAGUGAUUCAAAUCUUUGGUUCUAAAAUCACAAUUGUUGAUAGCAAAUUAAUUCCUACAGGAAAAUUUGCUUCUAUAAAAGGAACUGCUUAUGAUUUUCUCAAACCACAAAUUAUUGGAAGCAGGAUUAACCAAUUAGCUAAAACUAAGGGUUAUGACAUCAAUUAUGUGUUGGAUGGUGAAAAAGGAAAAAGGAUUAAGCUAGCAGCAAAAGUGCAUGAUAAGAAAUCAGGUAGAAGUUUGGAACUUUACACAAAUGCCCCUGGUCUGCAGUUUUAUACUGGCAACUAUAUUAAGGAUGUGAAGGGUAAAAGUGGAUAUGUUUAUAAAGCUCAUGCUGGAUUAUGUUUGGAGAGUCAAGCUUUUCCUGAUUCAGUUAAUCAUCCUAAUUUUCCUUCAACAAUUGUGACUAAAGAAAAGCCUUAUAAGCAUUAUAUGCUUUUUAAGUUUUCAACCAAAUCCCACUAGCUAACGCCUCAUAAUAAAGAUGUGUUCAGUGUCUGACACGUAGUAUUAUUGGUUACAUUCAAGCAUUUAUAAUUUCGUCAAUUAUUAUUGGUUUCUAUGUGUAUCCAUGUUAUUGUCAUGAAUCUGUUUAGUCUUUAGUAGUUUAAUUAAAGAGAACUAAUUAAGUAUA